Messenger RNA from Aaosphaeria arxii CBS 175.79, 642 nucleotides. RefSeq names its product rhomboid-domain-containing protein. The record is from RefSeq and is a predicted model, not a curated record. Gene Ontology annotation, molecular function: serine-type endopeptidase activity. Lineage: Eukaryota; Fungi; Ascomycota; Dothideomycetes; Pleosporales. The transcript has a single exon. The annotation marks the transcript as partial. Gene Ontology annotation, cellular component: membrane.
UGGUCUAGCAAUGCAGGCCCCAACCAGAAUGUCCUCUAUGGAGCGAUUGGUAUCAACUGCGGUAUCUACUGCACUUUCCUCUAUCUAGACCAGCAAAAGCAACAAGGAUACGUCACCAACUACGCCAAGUUUGUCAACAACUUCACACUCAACCUCACUCGCUUCAAGGAAGGAUACUACUGGACCGCGCUCACAUCUUGUUUCAGUCACGUCAACUUCAUGCAUCUACUCAGCAACAUGGUGUCACUCUAUUUCAUGGGAGGCUUGUUGGUGAAUGCUUCCGUCAUCAACCCCGCGCGUUUCAUUACGAUCAUAGUUGGCUCUGGUCUAGCUGGCUCUCUAGGCUAUCUUGUCAAUCGAGCACAGAAACCUACUAAUCGCUGGGGGAUAGAUCAGCAGCGUGCGCUCGGGUUCUCUGGCUGCGUCAUGGGUAUUGGAACUGUGGCCGCCUGCAUGUUUCCCAAGACGAAGUUUCUCAUCUAUGGAAUCGUCCCGAUGCCACUGUGGGCGCUCAUGGGAGGUUACUUCCUAUACGACGGAUACUACGUGUCCAGUGAUCAAUCACGAACUGCCCAUGCUGGGCAUCUCGGUGGCCUGGUUUUCGGACUCGGGUACUAUCUGUUGGUCUUGAGGAGUGGAAGG